Messenger RNA from Pseudophryne corroboree (corroboree frog), 1021 nucleotides. Its product is annotated as 3-oxoacyl-[acyl-carrier-protein] reductase FabG-like. Gene Ontology annotation, molecular function: oxidoreductase activity. The coding region runs from base 21 to 824 and encodes 267 amino acids. The transcript is spliced from 8 exons. The record is from RefSeq and is a predicted model, not a curated record. NCBI's taxonomy places the organism in Eukaryota, Metazoa, Chordata, Amphibia, Anura, Myobatrachidae.
CUCUGAGACUGUGGUCUGACAUGGCAGCAGCUGCUGGAGAUCCGGAGCAAGUGGUGUCCCUGCGGGGGAAGGUGUGCCUGGUGACGGGAGCCAGCUCAGGGAUUGGCGCUGGCACUGCGCUGCUCUUUGCCCGCCUAGGGGCCCGGUUGGCCCUGAAUGGUAGAAAUGAGGAGAAACUACAGGAGACGGCUCACGGCUGCGAGGAGCUGUGUGAUCACAAGCCCUUCCUGGUUCCCGGAGACCUGACCGAUGAGACGGUUGUGCCGAGAAUCGUUGAGCAGACUGUGGCCCACUUUGGACAGCUGGACGUGCUGGUGAAUAGUGGUGGGAUCUUGUCUAUGGGGUCUGUGGAGAACACAUCUCUGCAGGACUUUGACCGUGUGAUGAAUGUCAAUGUCAGGGCCCUGUUCCACCUCACUCACCUGGCCGUGCCUCAUCUCAUCCAGACCAGAGGGAGCAUCGUGAAUGUGUCCAGCGUUGCCGGGCAGAGAUCUUUCCCCGGGGUCCUGGCCUAUUGCAUGUCCAAGUCUGCGGUGGACCAGCUGACCAGAUGUGCAGCUCUCGAGCUGGCGAGUAAGCAGGUCCGCGUCAACGCUGUCUGUCCGGGGGUGAUUAUAACCGACAUCCACAGACGAGCCGGUCUGAAUGAGGAGCAAUAUGCGCAGUAUCUGAAGAACACCCAAAACACACACGCCCUGGGGCGACCCGGAACUGUGGAUGAAGUGGCCCGAAUGAUCGCUUUUUUGGCUUCAGACGCUGCAUCCUAUAUCACAGGAGUGACCAUUCCUGUAGAUGGGGGGCGCCACGCUAUGUGUCCGCGGUGAGCCUGUGUGACAGAGAGUAAAGGAUAAUAUGAUACUGGAGUAUUACAGAGAGUGACCUGUAUGGGUGUGCGGGGGGCAAAUGUCAGUACAUCAUAGACUGUAAUACUUGUCACAGCAUUAACACGUUAUAACGUUGUGAUUGUACCUUCUGCAAUAUUAUAACAGGCCGCUGCUAUAAAUAAAAGCUUAUAACAGUA